Messenger RNA from Mytilus californianus (California mussel), 687 nucleotides. RefSeq lists its product as uncharacterized. The coding region runs from base 95 to 637 and encodes 180 amino acids. The record is from RefSeq and is a predicted model, not a curated record. NCBI's taxonomy places the organism in Eukaryota, Metazoa, Mollusca, Bivalvia, Mytilida, Mytilidae. The transcript is spliced from 5 exons.
UUUGUCGUUCUCCAGCUUAUAAAUAGCAGUCAUAAAGGACAUUUUUAUAUUCAGCAUUGAUCCAGUGCAUUGAUUCAGUGCAAUUACAAAAAUUAUGUUGGCUUUGGUGAUUUUAAUUGUUAGCUUUGCUUAUGUUUCAGGCACAUCUUAUGCUGUUCCAAAAGAAUGCAGUCCAGUCUUUGGUUGUUCUUGGUUGUUUCUAGAAGUUGAAAACUUCUUUUAUGAUGGCGAUGCUUUAAAGGAUGUAAGUGCAGAAACUAUUGAAGACCUAUGUUGGCAUUUUAUGAGUAAAGCCCUUUGUAAAGAGGCAAAGAAGUGUAAAGCGAUGACUUUCGCUACUGAUAUGAUGAAAGAAAUGACAAGAGCCGUUUGUGUUGAGUAUAAAAAUGACUUUCUGGAUUUAUUACCAUGCUACAACGAUCCAGAAUUCCGAUCAGCAUUCGUGAGAUGUGUCCAGAAUUCCUUUGUAGGGUAUGACCAAAAUACGUGUGUGUUUGUGGACCGUCUGAAAAACUGUGCUUCGAUGUUUCAUCAUUGUAACAAAGAGCAGCAAGCAUCUGCUGUAGACACUAUGGUCGAAGAAUAUAGUAAAACAAUAUGCAAUCAUCACAAAUUUAAUAUUGGAGCUCCUAUGUGAGAUUUGUAAACUUUAAAUAAAUAAAACUUGUUUGAUCUAUCAUAGAUAUA